AUGAAGUCCUUUUACAAGGACAAUCGCAUAGUCCCUGUGGGGAUUAUGCUAUUGACCUUGAUCAUAUUUUUCUAUCAUUUCGAACUAGAUCGUCCCGAUCCACAGGAAGAGUUGGAGAUUCCCGCACAAAAAGUGCCAACUACAUUCAUCGUUGAGACUUCACAACAGAAAAGCUCUGAUAAUGAUUUGACCGAAUUACAAGAUGAAGUCGCUGAAGUGAAGACUGCCAGCGAUGUCGUCCCUUCAACUGCUCCAUCUGCCAAUCCAAAGGUCUCCAGUGAUUCCCUACAACAGUCUGAGGGAUUGACAACAGACGAUGUAGUUCUCAUGUUCAAGACAGGGGCCACAGUCUUGUGGAAACGUGUUCCUAUUCACAUGGCUACAAGUUUCUCUGCAAAUCGCAUCAAGCCGGAAAACAUCCAAAUCUACUCUGACCACUCGGAAACUAUUGGCCAGUGGGAGAUCAUUGACAUCCUAGCAAACUCUUCUGAUAAAGUGCGCCAAUCCGAGACUUUCCAGCCUUACCUCCAGCAAGAGGACUAUGAGGCGCGUCAGAACUAUGCAGAAAUGUCGAACAUGCCAGGUGAUGCAGCCGGACCACCGGGAGGUUGGAAGCUGGCCGGGGAGACCAAAAUUGCCAAAUGGUACAUUUUCAUGGAAGACGAUUCAUACAUCUUCCUCCCCAAUCUCCUGCGUCAUCUAGAGAAUUUCGACCAUCAGAAGUCGUGGUAUCUAGGCAGCUUGGCCUGGAUCCACGGUGACUACUUUGCUCACGGUGGCUCUGGAUUCGCUCUUUCUCGAGGCGCAUGGGAGAAAAGUUUCGGCAAGGACCCAGAUAUCAUUGAGAAAUUUGAAGCUUUUACCGAAGCUCAUGGUUGCGGUGAUCAUAUCCUGGGCCAUGUAUUGCAUGAAUAUGGUAUACAAUUUGGCGAGACUGUCGAUGAAAGCCGCUUCAAAUAUGGAUUUAACCCAGAGGCACACUGGUCUACAUGGUUUGAGCCAGCGAACUGGUGCAAGCCUGUAUACAGCUGGCACCAUACGCAUGGACAGGAUGUAGCGAGGUUUUAUAAGUGGUGGGAUAACUGGUCCUCGAAAUAUGAAAUCAAAUCUAGUGUUGCGGCUGAGGCACAACCACCAAGCACAGUGGAGUCCGCAGAAGUUUGGCGCACUGCUUGGGAAUCUGUUGAUGCGUGUGAAGCUGCUUGUGUUUCUUGGGCAGAAUGCGUUCAGUGGUCUUUCUACGAGGAUCGGUGUAAGAUGGAUAGUAUGAUUCUCUUGGGGAACGGUAUUCCAGAGGGCGAUUCACGACGACAAACGAGUUUACCAUGGGUUAGUGGAUGGAUGCCACGACGAGUUGAGAAUUGGGGAUGCCAAAGCUGA
This is a messenger RNA of Penicillium taxi, 1380 nucleotides long. RefSeq lists its product as uncharacterized. The coding region runs from base 1 to 1380 and encodes 459 amino acids. The transcript is spliced from 3 exons. Lineage: Eukaryota; Fungi; Ascomycota; Eurotiomycetes; Eurotiales; Aspergillaceae. The record is from RefSeq and is a predicted model, not a curated record. Gene Ontology annotation, cellular component: membrane. Gene Ontology annotation, molecular function: glycosyltransferase activity.